Esox lucius (northern pike) is the source of this 1748-nucleotide messenger RNA. RefSeq names its product growth associated protein 43 (gene gap43). Gene Ontology annotation, molecular function: protein binding. Bases 238 to 984 code for a protein of 248 amino acids. The transcript has 3 exons. Gene Ontology annotation, biological process: regulation of growth. NCBI's taxonomy places the organism in Eukaryota, Metazoa, Chordata, Actinopteri, Esociformes, Esocidae. The record is from RefSeq and is a predicted model, not a curated record.
UUUUUAAAGGGUGGGCUCGUAGUCAUUGUUAGCCGGCAAGUCAGAAAGAGGCGCGACCAGGCAGACAGUGCGUGCGUGUGUGUGUGCAAAUUGUGAUGAGUAAAAGCAUUAGGCGACUCAGCUGUUGAUACAGCCACAGAGUGUGUGCAAGAGCGCGAGACAGAGGGAGUGAGCGAGAGAGAGAAGUGAAAGGCAAAAAGGAAGGAAAGAAGGGAAAAGAGAAAGGAUACUACAACUAUGCUGUGCUGCAUAAGAAGAACAAAACCGGUUGAGAAGAAUGACGAGGCCGACCAAGAAAUCAAGCAGGAUGAGAAGAAGCCCGAGGACAAAGCCCACAAGGCGGCUACCAAAAUCCAGGCCAGCUUCCGUGGACACAUAAUCCGGAAAAAAAUGAAAGACGGAGAGGAGGAGGACGAAGCCAGUCCAGCUGUCCCAGAGGAAGAGGCAAAGGAGGCGGCAGACGGGGAGCCGGAGGAGGAGAAGAAGGACGACGCCCCCGCUGCAACCGAGCAGGCGGCUGAGGGAGACGCCCCAACCGACCAGAAAGAGGCGGAGACGAACCAAGCCAAAAGCCCCGCCUCAGAAAAGCCAGCAAACUCUCCCGCCUCUGUCGCCACCUCUCCUGUAGCCGCGGCGACUUCGCCUGCUGCAGCAUCUCCCAAUGCGUUGGCGCCGUCCUCAGAGCCCCAAAAAGAGGAGGCCGGUGUAAAGACGAGCGACGCCUUAGAGAAGCCCGGAGAGGUGGACGGCAGCGAGGCCGCCCAGAGCCCCUCGACUGAUCGCCCUGAGAAAGGUGUGGAUGGUGAUGCCGUCCAGGAGGAGUCCAAACAAGCCGACGUGCCUGCUACUACUGUCAACGAGACAACUGACGGGGAGCCAAACCCUUCACAAGAUAAACACGAUGCUGCCGAGGAAUCCCAACCAGCGGAUGAGGUCCCAGCAGAGGCACCCCAGGAGUCCAAGGACGACCAAGAGAAAGUUUAACAUAGAGAAAAUAAUAUGAUUACAAAUGAAUUUAAGGGGUGAAUCUUUGCCUUCCAAAUGUGAAGACAGUCCAUUUUUAUUUGUUUGUCAUUUUUUGUGUGGCAAGGAUUUUCUUAUGCUGGGGGAGUUUCCAAAAAUGUGUUUUUUGGCUCAAGCUAUUAGUGGUAUGAUUUAGGUAUGUGUUGUAUCCUACAUGAGUGAACCGAUGGUUGGAUGUAUACGCGUUUCUUUUGUCCUGAGCAUUAAAAGAAAACUCUUCAUAGCAGGAGACUUUCUGCUUGAGUUGAUCAAGCUUGGUUUACAUGAAGUAAUCUGCCCUUCUGCUUCCUCACUUAAACAACUAACAAAGCUGAGGUGAUUUUGCUAUGAUGAUGAUGAAUACUAUGAGAUUAAUACUAUAACAGCAAUUCUGUGGAUCCCAGAAUAAAAUUGCCCCCUUCUGAAUUUACGCAAUUAGCAUGAACCAUCUAACAAGUUGAACGGGAACUCUUCCAAUAAGAGGAACUUUUCACAGUCACAAUACAAAGAAAACGUGGCUUCUUUUUAAUGUCCUUGGUGUUGUUAUGACAGUUUGAUAUAAAUUGGAAUUACUCUUGCACUGAUGUUAAAAAAAGAAAAUCAAACACAAAAAAGAAAAAAAAAAACUUUUCCUAUGUUUCAGUGAGUGCAAUGUCCAGUUUGAAUCUAGGGAGUUAAAUUGUGGAGAAAAAAUGGUUUCAAUGUCUGUUUUCAAAAUAAAGUAAUGUGCCAAUUACCAUCAUAAA